Molecule: messenger RNA, 633 nt
Organism: Chrysemys picta bellii (western painted turtle)
Lineage: Eukaryota; Metazoa; Chordata; Testudines; Emydidae
Cellular component (GO): cytoplasm; mitochondrion
Molecular function (GO): hydrolase activity
Source: RefSeq, a predicted model, not a curated record
AUGGGGAGUGAGCCCCGCCCCGCGGGCCGGCCGGGCCAAUGGGUGGCGGGGGCAGGGGCAGGCCGGGGGGCGGGCUCAGCAUGGCGGCCGCGGCGCUGCGCGGGGCUCGGGGCUUGGCCCGGGGCGUGGGGGCAGAGAUGCUACGUGGCUGCCGGGGGGCAGGACGGGGAGGUGCAGAAGGCUCAGCGGGCAGCCGAGGCCAGUGAGGAGCCAGGCCAGCGGCCCCCGACCAUCUUCAGCAAGAUCAUCGACCGCACCAUCCGGGCCGACAUCCUCUACGAAGACGACAAGUGCCUCGCCUUCCGGGACGUGGCCCCACAGGCCCCCGUGCAUUUCCUGGUGAUCCCCAAGCACCCCAUCCCCAGGCUGAGCCGCGUGGCCGCGGGGGACGCAGAGCUCCUGGGGCACCUGCUGGUGGUGGCCAGUCAGACGGCGAAGGUGGAGGGGCUGGUGGAUGGCUACCGAGUGGUGAUCAACGACGGGAAGCGGGGGUCUCAGUCCGUCUACCACCUGCACUUGCACGUGCUGGGCGGGCGUCAGAUGGGCUGGCCCCCAGGCUGAGCUGCAGCGACGGACGCAGCGCCAGCCCCGCUGGGCAAACCAACUCCUCAAUUAAAGCGCUGUGAGAGAGCC